AUGCGAUUUCUCUGCCUUCACGGCCACGGCACAAACUCGCAGAUCCUCGAGGCGCAGCUGGAACCUCUGCGAAGCCGCCUCCCUCGAGACUGGGAAUAUGAAUUUCUCGACGGCGAGAAGGAGACGAUUCCGGCCACAGGCAUUGACGCAGUUUUUCCGGGUCCCUAUGUCUGCUACCACGAAGAGCCCAUUCCCGAAGAUGUUCAGCACGCCGUGGAUCUCGUGAAGGAGGUCAUAAGGGAGGAGGGACCGUUUGAUGGAGUCAUUGGCUUCUCGCAAGGAGCUGCGCUCGCGGCGACGGUAAUUGCAGCCGAAGCUGAGAGAGACCCAUUGGCCGAGACGUUUAAGGUGGCCAUCUUCCUCUCUGCGACCAUGCCCUUUGACUUUUCCGCCGGAAAGCUACGUCUCACGUGCGAGGCGGACAAUACCCUGACGGCGACUCACCAGGACAUUGAUGGUACGAAAUUGGACGGCGGGAAGCAGGAUUGGCUGAACGAUUGCCGCACUGCUGGCGUAAUUGCAGAGUUCCAGGCGAGGAGACCUCAGGUUGAGAAGUCAGCGCUGCCGCAGAGUGUCGAUGUUCUUCUCCGCUACCAUCCGUCGACGCACCCCCAGCAAAUUGACAUCCCGACCGUUCAUGUUAUUGGACUUAAAGACGAGUACCUUGAUCAUGGGAAAAACCUGGCAGGAAUUUGCAACUCCAGAAUUCAGCAGGUGGUCACGCAUGAUGGAGGCCAUCAGCUACCACGAGAGGGGGCGACAGUGAGCAGGGUUGCCGAGGCAAUCCAGUGGGCAGUCGACAGGAUGCUUUUCCAUAACUAG
Molecule: messenger RNA, 822 nt
Organism: Diplodia corticola
Lineage: Eukaryota; Fungi; Ascomycota; Dothideomycetes; Botryosphaeriales; Botryosphaeriaceae
Product: ef-hand calcium-binding domain protein
Exons: 2
Coding region: 1-822 (273 amino acids)
Cellular component (GO): nucleus; cytoplasm
Source: RefSeq, a predicted model, not a curated record